GUAGCAGAUGAACUAAUAUUAUUUUGAGGUGAAAAUUGGCGAAGAGAGACUAUGUCAAUUUGACUUGGUUAAUCUUCAUGUUGCCAUCGUCCAAGCACUGUAACAGAAAAGAUUGAUCCUCAUCAACAAUGUAAAGAAUUGAAAUCUUUUACCACCAGAAAGAGACAGGAACGCAAACUGUGUUUCUCGUUUAUCACUAUUCCUUCGGAGAUGGAGAUACUGUGUCUUGUUGAUUCAUCAUUUUUAAAGAGGAGCCUAACUCGGAUAGAAUUAAUCCCUAAUAAAGAGGGAAAUAAAUCUGUGAAGAAGAAAGGUUGUCAAUGGCUAUACACAACACAUGAUGAAGCAAUUUAUGAAACAGCUGUGGAGAGCCUUCAAAACUUGACUGGAGAUUCUGUGUUUAAGUUUGAGCCAUUUGUUUUACAUGUUCAGUGCAGGUCCCUGAGCAAUGCUCAAUCCCUGCUAAGUUGUGCGGUGGCAUCUGGAUUUAGGAACUCUGGUAUCAGUAUUGGAAAUAAAGGAAAGAUAAUUGUUGCUGUGAGAAGUACCCAUGGUUUGGAGGUGCCAUUGUCUCAAGACGGAGAACUUUUAGUAACAAACAUGUAUAUAGAAAAACUCGUUCAAAUUGCAAAUCAAAAGAUUCAAGAAAAUUUCCUAAGAAUUGACAGAUUCCAUAAGAAUGUGACAUCAUUAAAAGAAUCAUUAGAGGCUGAAGAUGUUUGUGACAAUACAUCGAAUAUUAAAAAGAAAAAAGUGAAACGUGAAAAAUUGGAAGCAAGACUUGAUGCAAAAAAAUCUGUGAAAGAACGGUCAGGAGAUUCUAAUGAAAUGACCAGUGAUGAUUUGUCAGCAUGUUCAUUUAUAUUUGAAAAUGUGACCUGAAAAAAAUGUGAUAUUAAAGAGUUAAAAAUGCAAAA
This is a messenger RNA of Ostrea edulis (European flat oyster), 917 nucleotides long. RefSeq names its product tRNA wybutosine-synthesizing protein 3 homolog. The coding region runs from base 211 to 882 and encodes 223 amino acids. Gene Ontology annotation, cellular component: cytoplasm. Gene Ontology annotation, biological process: tRNA methylation. NCBI's taxonomy places the organism in Eukaryota, Metazoa, Mollusca, Bivalvia, Ostreida, Ostreidae. The record is from RefSeq and is a predicted model, not a curated record. The transcript is spliced from 7 exons. Gene Ontology annotation, molecular function: tRNA methyltransferase activity.